CUUUCUCUCUCUCUCUCCCCUCCGUCUUUCCAUUCCUGCGCGCCCCUCUUCUUGUGCUCUUCUCUUCCUCUGCGGCAGGACCUCACGCACCAGGAGACCGAGAUCGAGCGGCCCAUCCUCCCUCCGCCCUGAUGACGAAGAAGGGUUCCUCUUCAAGCAGCAGCUCCAAGCCCGCGGCCAAGGGCAGCUCCAAGACGCCGGCCGCGCCUGAGCCGACGGCCCCUCCGCCCCGGCGGCAGAAGGCCAGGAUUGUCACAUCCGGCAAUGCAGGCAACUCCUCGAAAUCCGCCCCUGCCCCGAGUGCGCCGGCCCAGCCGCUGCCUGACACGGGCGAGCUUCCCUACACCCAAGCUCUGCGCACCUGGACCGGAAAACUGCCGAAUGUCCUGCUGAUCGAGUUCUGCCGCAAGCAGACCAAUUGGAUGGCACCUCAGUUCAAUGAGAGCAACAAGGGAGGUCAAUUUAGCUCCAGUGUGGUGCUGCUGAAGAAGGCCAAUCAACGAAGCACCGAAACGACGGCUGUGCGGUUUAGAUGUCCCGGAACCUUUGCCACUGCGUCCGAAGCUCGGCAGCAUGGCGCUACUUAUGUCCUGAGCCAGGUCUCCUGUCAUCGGAACAUCGGCGUCAUGAUUCCCCCCGGCUAUCGGGACUUCUACCGGGACCAUGUGGCCGAGUAUAUCAAGAAGCUGCCGGACCAGAAGCCACCCGCCGAGAUGCCAGAUCCCUUUGCCCCGAAGAAAGAGCCUGUGCCGCCGCCGAGCGCUGCCAAAUCCCGCCCCCCGGCUGCACGGAAAACCACCACUUCCGAGCUUCAGCUGCAGCCCGGUGUGCGGGACAAGCUCGAGCAGUUCCUCAUCUCCUCGGCUUCCUCCAGCGAUGCGCUCCCCUCGCAGCUGGCCCAGCAGCGCCCGCUCGACCGCAAGUCCAACCAGUACAAGCAGCUGGUUGAUGCACUUGGCAAGAUGGGCCUGCGGGAUUUCAUGAUUUCCGAAUGUAUCGAGCAUCUGUGGACGGAAUCCGGCCACACUACUGGCGUGCAGACCCUGCCGACGCUGAGUGCCUGUGUGGACUGGCUGUCGCUCAUGGUGCCGGAGGAUGAUCUGCCGAAGGCCCUGCAGGCGUCGGCCACCAUCCAGCUCCUGUCGAAGAGCAGCUUUGAGACGGAUCAGGUGGUUUCCUGGCUCCGGUCAUUUGGGUAUACCCGUGCACAGGCACAGCAGGCGCUCGCAUUGCACACCGGUGCAGCUGCCGGUGCUGCGGGCCCGCUGCUGGACCCGCGUCAGGCGGGCAACAUUUUUGCCACCGGCCUGCUGACCCUUCGUUGGCUGCUGGACGGCGCGCAAGGCCCGGCGGCGCGGGAUCUGCUGUUUGAUGGGAGCACCGGUGCCGGGGCCACUCCCGACAAGGCAGCCAUCAAUGAGGAGCUGGGCAUCCUUGACAGCAUGCUGGACGCACGGAGCUUCCAGGUGAAGCGCUCGUGGGAGAAUGGUCUGGCCCAUGUGGUGACCCUGCGAGUGCGUAAUGCGGGCCGUGCCUCCGGGGCCCAACUUGCCCUGUACAUUCCCCUCCUGGCGGCUGGGGCGUCGGCCUAUCCAUUGGCGUCCAUCCCGCUUGUCACGGUACUCCCGGGGACCUCGGAGUUGACAACAUACAUGUGUGUGUUCCUCGCGCGGCGCCUGCACCGGGCGCUGCUUGGCGAUGAGUCUGGCACCGGGAGCACCCUCGGCAUGCCAAGCAUUUACUAUGCCCUGCAAUGGGCCGAGGAGCACUUUGCCGACCUCGUCAGCACGCCCCCCUCGCUGGUGGCCAUGUACCAGGAGCGCACCAGCAAUGCCGAGGGCGGCUUCUCCAUCGACCGGAGUGCCACCAGCGAAGAGACGUCCAUCCGGCCGCAGUCCCGCCGGCGCCCGGCCGAUCACUUCCCCGGCUUCAAGCGCCAAUGCGAGGACUUCCAGUCUCGGUCGCGGACCGCGGACUUCAAGAAGAUGCUCAACGAGCGCCAGCGCCUGCCUGCCUGGCCGGAGCGGAGCAACAUCCUCAAGAUCAUCGAAGACAGCCAGACAACCGUUCUCACGGGAGAAACGGGCUCCGGCAAGACGACCCAGGUUCCGCAAUACCUGCUGGAGCGUUCCCUCGAGACGCAAACCCCGUGCAAUAUCAUUGUCACGCAGCCGCGGCGAAUGGCCGCCGUGUCGAUCGCCAAGCGUGUGUCCGAUGAGCAAGUGGUCCCGGUGGGCGAUCUCAUCGGCUACAGCGUGCGUUUCGACUCGAAGGUCUCGGCAAGCACCCGGCUGCGUUUUUGCACGACCGGUGUGUUGUUGCGCCUGCUGCAGGAUGAGGACCCGCUGGCUGGCAUCACGCACAUUGUCAUCGAUGAGGUGCACGAGCGGUCCACCGAGAUCGACAUUGCCCUGUGCAUGAUGCGUGAACUGCUUACUCGGCGUCCGGGUUUGAAGUUGAUCAUCAUGUCGGCGACCGUCAAUUCGGACCUCUUCCAGCGGUACUUUGCUCGCAAGGAAACUCUCCCGCCGAUUGUGUCCAUCUCUGGGCGGACCUUCCCGGUGAAGGUCAUCCCUCUGGAGAAGUCCAUCGCCCUGUGUCACUUCCAUGGGGGUGGCACCAGCGAAUCGGUGGAUAUGCUGGCCAAGCGGGUUUCCUCCGAUGUGCGCAUCAUGUUUGAAUUCAUCAACAACCUGGUCGGACACAUCAUGAAGGCCCAGCCUGCCGGGGAUAUCCUGAUUUUCAUGCCCGGUGUCGGUGAGAUCAACCAAGCGGUGUCGCAGCUGGAGAAGAACUGGCCGUUGAUUGCGUCCAAGUUCUCCGUUACCGAGCAAAUCCCGGUGAUCCUUCCCCUUCAUGCAUCGCUGUCGAACUUCGAGCAGACCCUUGUCUUUGCCAAGCCGCCGGCCGGUCGACGCAAGGUCAUCAUCUCGACAAAUGUGGCCGAGGCAUCAGUCACCAUCGAUGGCAUUGUGCACGUCAUCGACUCAGGCUUCUCGAAGAUGAUGUACUUCGACAAUGAGAACGGCGCACACCACCUGCGCACGGAGAUUGUUUCCGAGGCCAACGUCCGCCAGCGUCAGGGUCGUGCGGGUCGUACUCGCGCCGGCUUUUACUAUCCCCUUUACACCGAGGCCACGGCCCGGUCGCUGGAGAAGUUCCCCAUCGUGGAGAUUCAACGCAGCCCUCUGGAGCCAGUGUACCUGCAGGUGCUGGCGUCCGGGAUUUCCAACAAUGUCCCGGCCUUCCUGCGUGGGCUGCUGGAUCCGCCCAAGGCCGAGCAGGUGGCCGCCGCCGAGAAGAUCCUCCUCAAUGCCGGCGCCAUCAGUCUCGAUCGCAAGUCCAUCACCCCCCUGGGCCGGCAGCUGUCCUUCAUCCCGGCCGGCAUCCGCGCGGCCAAGGCCAUCCUCCUGGGCGCGGUGUUCCAAUGCCUGGACCCGAUGCUCAGUGUGGCGGCCUUCAUCGACGGGAACUCGCCCUUCAUUCGAACCACCGAUGCAGCCGUGUUGGAAAACCAGCGGUCUCUUAUUUGUGAGUUUGGGAAUCCCAGCUCCGACCUGCUGACAUACCACAACAUUUACAAGGAGUGGGAAAGUCAGGGUCGCCACUCGGCCCGGUCGCACUUCUGCCAGACAUAUGGCCUGUCCUUCCUGACGAUGCAGUCCGUUCGCGACCUGCGGUCCAUCUUUGCCGAGUCCCUCUUUGGGCUGGGGUUCUUCAAGGGCGACGGGUCGGACUUCAAUACAUACUCCGCGGCCGGCGGUGUCAGCGGCAUCCUGGCCCUGGACCAGCGUGAGAAUUAUCCGCUGGUGUUGUCGCUGAUUGCGGCGGUCCUGGCGCCGAAUGUGGCCGUCACCUCCGGCUUCCGGACCAGCCCCGGGCCCGGGCAGCUGGACUUGCCGCUGGUCGACCACCGGAUCUCCGGCCAGGGUGGCGCGCCGAUUUCCAUCCACCGGUCCUGCCCGAUCGUCACGCAGAAGCAGCACUUCGCCCGCCGGCCGCAUUAUCUUGUCUUUGCCAAGAAGCUCAUCUCCAGUGGCCUGGCAUCGGCGCAGCGACGCGGCCCGCGUGAUGCCCCUCGCGGGGGCACCCCGCCCGCGGCCAUCCUCUCGGUCACGGUGGCCACCGAGUCGGCUCUCUGUCUCUUUGCCAAUCCGCUGGUCAACCGCAUCGAGGACCGGGUCAUUGAGAUUGACAGCUGGCUCAAGAUCGAGGCCUCCCCCCGGGUGUCUGCCCUUUUCAUGGCUUUCCGUGCUCUGCUGGAUGAGUUCCUGGUGUUCACCCUUUCCGCCGGAGCGGCGGCCACCUCGGGCGAGGAGUCGCGCGAGGCCAUGCAAGCGCACCUCAUCAGCCAGCUCAAGAUCCUCCUUUCCAUCAAGUAGGCCCGCCGUUGGCCGUUCCCCCCCUCCCUCCGGCUGGGCGGCCAUCGAUCCCUGCGCGAGAAAAAAAAAAGGGGCCAAAAGGGGGAGCAACACACAACCCCACCCGGGCCUUGUUGUUCGGUCACACCCAUGCGCUGCGCCGGGCUCCCCACAAGUGCCUCCAAUACACAUAGACCGCCUUCA
This is a messenger RNA of Fonticula alba, 4565 nucleotides long. RefSeq lists its product as hypothetical. The transcript has 13 exons. Gene Ontology annotation, cellular component: intracellular anatomical structure. Gene Ontology annotation, molecular function: ATP binding; RNA binding. NCBI's taxonomy places the organism in Eukaryota, Rotosphaerida, Fonticulaceae. The record is from RefSeq and is a predicted model, not a curated record. The coding region runs from base 132 to 4382 and encodes 1416 amino acids.